Drosophila teissieri is the source of this 846-nucleotide messenger RNA. Its product is annotated as serine protease grass. Bases 1 to 846 code for a protein of 281 amino acids. The transcript is spliced from 4 exons. Gene Ontology annotation, molecular function: serine-type endopeptidase activity. Gene Ontology annotation, biological process: proteolysis. Lineage: Eukaryota; Metazoa; Arthropoda; Insecta; Diptera; Drosophilidae. The record is from RefSeq and is a predicted model, not a curated record.
AUGGGAAAAGUAAUAGCGGCAGUCCUGAUCCUUGGCUUCCUGUUUCUAGGGUCCCAAGAAGGAUCGGCUUCCCUGCUCGACACGGAAUGCGGAAUGCGCGGAUUGCGGCACAUUUUGAAGAUGCACGAUGGUACCGAGAAUGAUAGACAGGCGAAUCCUUGGAUGGUUUCGCUAAUAGUGAACGGCGAGGUCAAAUGCAGUGGCUCUCUCAUCAACGAUCGAAUUGUUUUGACGGCAGCCCAUUGCGUAUUCAAUGAUGAAAUGCAUGUGCACUUUGGUACAACCUUUUCGUUCGACCGACGGAAUCCUGGAGUCCUGCAGGAAUCCUGCAGGGCGGAUGCAAAUUGUGUUAGGGUCGACAAGAAGAUCGUUCCCUCGCAAUUCAGAGAACGACAACACCUACAGUACGACAUAGCCCUACUUCGGAUGCAGCAUGCGGUGCAGUACUCAGACGUUGUCCGCCCAAUAUGCCUGCUCAAAAAUGAGCCAGCCGUUGCCCGAUUCCACAUCACUAGCUGGGGCAAAACUGAAGAAGGCUACCCCCUCAUCCCACGGGUACUAGUGACAGACGAUGUGAAGCGCAUUGAUCGCCAGCUUUGCAGCCGGAAGUUCCAGUGGCCGGUGGACGAGUCCCAGAUAUGCGUCCGCAGUAAGACGAGCAAUGCGUGCCGAGGGGAUUCCGGUGGCCCCAUGAGCGCGGAGAUACUGCACAUGGGCAGGUAUCGCACCUUCCAGUUCGGCAUCAUCAGCUACGGGUUGGGUUCCUGUGCAGGCUUAAAUGUCUGCACCAAUGUCACUCACUACAUGGACUGGAUCGUGAGUGUUCUGGCUAGCUCGUCGGCUUGA